CUUGUCACGUGACAUGGUGAUGUCAGAGGGGCAGCCAGAGCUAGUCUCUGCCCACUCAUUGUGUCCUGGGAGAGGGGCUGGGCUUUUAGGCCUGCACAUAACGGGGAUUAUUAUAGGGAGCUGAUUUCUAUGGAAGCACUCUCUCGCUGCUGGAUGAGGAGCAUGGCAGACAUUGAGGGAUAUUAUGCAGUCAUGGGAUGCCAUUAAUUUGUACAUGGGGGCCUGUGAGCUGCAUGUGAAAGUAGGUAACAGGGUUAGUGCCAGGGGGGCAUGUGUUGGUAUUUUGCAAAUCGGUGACAGGCGGGGUGAGCUGGGAUGUCUGAGGGUGAAGGGCUUCAGAACGGAGGUGCUGAUGAGGAUGGAGGGGUCCCAUUUUUUGUGAACAGAGGAGGUCUCCCUGUGGACGAACCCACGUGGGAGCGAAUGUGGACAUACGUGGCCCGGAUUCACCCUGAUGGAGAAAACCUGGCACAAUCGAUUCGUGGAGCUCCAGAGCUUCCCCGGGUAAGUUGGCAAAAGCCGGCAUGCAUUAAACCAAGGGUACUUGGGAGGGCAUUAUGAUAACUAUAAAAUAAAGAACUUAGGGUUGUUCACUAAAGUGUGAAUUGUCAUGAAUUUCAAAUUGUAGGUCAAAACAACUACACUGAAAACAAAGCUCACUUGGAGGCGGGUUCCAGUUUGGAUACGGAGACAAAAAAUUUGAAUGGGGAAAAAAAAAGUGCUAAUUUGGAAAAAUUUGCCAACUCCGCUAUAGCGCACAGGUUGGCUAUUUUAAAUUGGCCAUUGCAAUUCAGUUUUCAACGCACUACAAUUUGAAGUUUAGUGAAUAAACCCCCGUCAUGCCUCUACAUGCAUCCUUUAUCAUGGUGAGAUCACUGUGCCAUGUACAAUAACUAGUACUGUAUUGUAUGCAUGUUUGAGCAGGGCUCCUCAAUUUGACAUUUGCUGUUUAUAAGACGACUUAAUUUAUAGCACACUGCAGAAUAUGUUGGCACUAUAGAGGAUAAUAAUUGAAGCAGAGUUGUCCAAAUAUGGUUUACUGGUACAAUAUCUGGAGGGCUGUAGCUGUUCAUCUCAGUUUGCAGUGAAUAAAUCACACUAAUGCUGUAUUGUAUUGGCAAUGUGAAAUCCCUCUCCUGCACGCUGUAACUGCCUUAAUAGACUUUAUUACUGAGCGCCUGCAUCUCUGUGUAGAAGGGAGUGGUGACCAGAUGUGAGAGCAAGCGUUUCUCCCAGCGCGCUCUCUCUGGCAGAUGUCACGUUUGGCCGGUACGAUCACACUCUCUGCAUGUCAUUGCUUUACAGAAGCCGUGGGCAUGACCUUUGUGCUGUAUCACAUCCAACUCACAGAAAUUCCCCUUCUGUAUACUGCCAUCACUAAGGAGCAUCCUGCCCAGCUCUCUCUCACCCUACACAUCACACUGUUGCUCACACUAUCCCGAUUAUGCCCCUCAGAUUUAUCUACUACGGAAUCCCACUGUUUCAUAAGGAUUCCAUCCGCAUGCUCCCACUACCCGUCAGAACUGUCUUAUUAUUAUUUAUAUAGCGCCAACAAAUUCCAUAGCGCAGUACAAUGGGUAGACUAACAGACAUGUAUUUAUAACCAGACAAGUUGGAGACACAGCAACAGAAGGGUUGAGGGCCCUGCUCUCAAUUUAUGAUAUUUUGCAUAAACGCAGCCCACCCUGCUUCCAUUCACACUCACACAGAAUGUGUGCUCCCCAGCACAGUUUCCUGUAUGAUCUCACUGCUCAGAAACUCUUCUUCCUUUAUGCUCACUGUGCUAUGCACCUCUCAUUCCUAUAUGUUCCAACAACCGUAGAGUACUGGUAUGCAUGUUCUCAUAGUUGUGCAGCACCCACAUCCCCUUUAUGUUCCCACAGCUUGCAAAAACACCUUUACUCUCCCCCACAGCCAGCUGUUUCCUCCCGCAUGCUACCAUAGCCAGCCGUUGCUACCGCAGCCAACCAACACUUUGUCCUGCACGCUACCACAACCAGUCAACGUUUCCUCCCGCACGCUUCCACAGCCAGCCAUUUCUCCCCGCGUGCUACUGCAACCAGCUAACACUUUCGCCUGCACGCUACCACAACCAGCCUUUCCCUCCCGCACGCUACCACAGCCAGCCGUUUCCUCCCUCACGCUACCACAUCCAGCCGUUUCCUCCCGCACGCUAUCACAACCAGCCGUUUCCUCCCGCACGCUAUCACAGCCAGCCGUUUCCUCCCGCAUGCUAUCACAUCCAGCCGUUUCCUCCCGCACGCUACCACAGCCAGUCGUUUCCUCCCUCACGCUACCACAGCCAGCUGUUUCCUCCCGCACGCUACCACAGCCAGUCGUUUCCUCCCGCACGCUAUCACGGCCAGCCAUUUCCUCCCGCAUGCUACCACAGCCAGCCAACACUUUCUCCUGCACACUACCACAACCAAUGUUUCCUCCCAUAUGCUAUCACAGCCAACCAUUUCCCCCCGUAUGAUCCCACAGCCAGCCAACACUUUCUCCUGCACGCUACUACAACCAGCCGUUCCCUCCCGCAGCCAGCCAACACUUUCUCCUGCACGCUACCGCAGUCAGUCAACACUUUCUCCUGCACGCUACCACAGCCAUCCAGCUUUUCUACACACCGCACAGCUUACCGUUUCCACCCGCACGCUACUACAACCAGCCGUUCCCUCCUGUACCCUCCCACAGCCAGCCAACACUUUCUCCUGCACGCUGCCGCAGCCAGACGUUUCCCUCAUCCGUUACCGUAGCCAGCCAACACUUUCUCCUGCACACUACCACAACCAGAUGUUUCCUCCCGUACGCUACCACAGCCAACCAUUUCCCCCGCAUGAUCCCAUAGCCAGCAAACACUUUCUCCUGCACGCUACCGCAGUCAGUCAACACUUUCUCCUGCAUGCUACUACAGCCAGCCAACACUUUCUCCUGCACGCUACCACAACCAUCAAGCUUUUCUUCACACCGCACAGCUUACCGUUUCCACAUGCACGCUACCACAGCCAGCCAAGGCUUCCUCCCGCAUGCUACCACAACUAGCCUAGGCUUCCUCCUGUCUGCUCCCACAACCAGUCAACGCUUCAUCCCACACACUCCCACAACCAGCCAUUUCCUUUUCUCUGCUCCCACAGUGAGCCAACGUUUCCCCCUACACGCUCCCACAGCCAGCCAACGCUUCAUCCUGUCUGCUCUCAGAGCCAGCCGUUUCCUCCUGUCUGCUCCCACAGCCAACCUACGUUUCCUCCUGUCUGGUCUAACAGCCAGCCAUUUCCUCCUGUCUGCUCCCACGACCAGCCAACGUUUCCUCCUGCACGCUCCCACAACCAGCCGUUUCCUUCUGCACAUUCCCAUAGGCAGCCAAUGCUUCAUCCUGCACGCUCCCACAGGCAGCCAAUGCUUCAUCCUGCACGCUCCCACAGGCAGCCAAUGCUUCCUCUUCGACACUACCACAUCCAGCCGUUUCCACCUGUCUGCUCCCACAGCCAGCCAAUGUUUCUUCCUGUGAGCUCCCACAGCCAGCCAAUACUUCCUCCUGUCUGCUCCCACAACCAGCCAACGUAGAACUCUCUCCUGCUUGCUCCAUAUAAUGUGCUUCACACAGGACUUAUAUCUGUAAGCCCACAGUGGCAUAUAGCACAUGCCUUGGUUCUGUAAUGAAACCAUAUUAUAUAUAGAUGCAUAGCUGACAUUUAAAGGAAUAACACUAUUUAGAGCUCUUAUUCUCAUGUUUCUGCUCCUAGGUGCCCAUACCCUGCGUUCCAGUGCUUCCUGCAGGUGCCUCCGUUCCAGAGCGCGUGGAGGCUAUCCAGAGAUACAUUCGAGAGUUACAGUAUCCUUAAUCUGUGUGCAAUAUGGGUUUUAGUGAGGGAUGAAUGGAGCAAUAUAACGUGAAGAGCACCAAACAUUAUAAAGGUGGAAGUAAAGGGUUUAAAAUGAGAUACAGGAGUAAAACUACUUCCAUUGGAGGGUUAUACAUGUGAUAAAAGGCUAGUAAUAGAAGGUGCUAUACAUAGGAUGAUAUGGAGUAAUAGUAGGUGCUAUACAUAGGAUGAUGUGGAGUAAUAGUAGGUGCUAUACAUAGGAUGAUAUGGAGUAAUAGUAGGUGCUAUACAUAGGAUGAUGUGGAGUAAUAGUAGGUGCUAUACAUAGGAUGAUAUGGAGUAAUAGUAGGUGCUAUACAUAGGAUGAUAUGGAGUAAUAGUAGGUGCUAUACAUAGGAUGAUAUGGAGUAAUAGUAGGUGCUAUACAUAGGAUGAUGUGGAGUAAUAGUAGGUGCUAUACAUAGGAUGAUGUGGAGUAAUAGUAGGUGCUAUACAUAGGAUGAUGUGGAGUAAUAGUAGGUGCUAUACAUAGGAUGAUAUGGAGUAAUAGUAGGUGCUAUACAUAGGAUGAUAUGGAGUAAUAGUAGGUGCUAUACAUAGGAUGAUGUGGAGUAAUAGUAGGUGCUAUACAUAGGAUGAUGUGGAGUAAUAGUAGGUGCUAUACAUAGGAUGAUGUGGAGUAAUAGUAGGUGCUAUACAUAGGAUGAUGGAGUAAUAGUAGAGUAAUAGUAGGUGCUAUACAUAGGAUGAUGUGGAGUAAUAGUAGGUGCUAUACAUAGGAUGAUGUGGAGUAAUAGUAGGUGCUAUACAUAGGAUGAUGUGGAGUAAUAGUAGGUGCUAUACAUAGGAUGAUAUGGAGUAAUAGUAGGUGCUAUACAUAGGAUGAUGUGGAGUAAUAGUAGGUGCUAUACAUAGGAUGAUAUGGAGUAAUAGUAGGUGCUAUACAUAGGAUGAUAUGGAGUAAUAGUAGGUGCUAUACAUAGGAUGAUGUGGAGUAAUAGUAGGUGCUAUACAUAGGAUGAUGUGGAGUAAUAGUAGGUGCUAUACAUAGGAUGAUAUGGAGUAAUAGUAGGUGCUAUACAUAGGAUGAUGUGGAGUAAUAGUAGGUGCUAUACAUAGGAUGAUGUGGAGUAAUAGUAGGUGCUAUACAUAGGAUGAUGUGGAGUAAUAGUAGGUGCUAUACAUAGGAUGAUGUGGAGUAAUAGUAGGUGCUAUACAUAGGAUGAUGUGGAGUAAUAGUAGGUGCUAUACAUAGGAUGAUGUGGAGUAAUAGUAGGUGCUAUACAUAGAAUGAUGUGGAGUAAUAGUAGGUGCUAUACAUAGAACGAUGUGGAGUAAUAGUAGGUGCUAAACAUAGGAUGAUAUGGAGUAAUACAGUUGCACAAAGAAUGAAAUGUUGCCAUGUUUUUAUUGAACACACCAUUUAAACAGUCACAGUGCAGGUGGGAAAAGUAUGUGAACCCCUGGACUAAUGACAUCUCCAAGAGCUAAUUGGAGUGAGAUGUCAGCCAACUGGAGUCAAAUCAAUGAGAUGAGGUUGGAGGUGUUGGUUACAGCUGCCCUGCCCUAUAAAAAACACACACCAGUUCUGGCUUUGCUUUUCACAAGAAGCAUUGCCUGAUGUGAAUGAUGCCUCGCACAAAAGAGCUCUCAGAAGACCUACAAUUAAGAAUUGUUGACUUGCAUAAAGCUGGCAAGGGUUAUAAAAGUAUCUCCAAAAGCCUUGCUGUUCAUCAGUCCACAGUAAGACAAAUAGUCUAUAAAUGGAGAAAGUUCAGCACUGCUGCUACUCUCCCUAGGAGUGGCCGUUCUGUAAAGAUGACUGCAAGAGCACAGCGCAGACUGCUCAAAGAAGUGAAGAAGAAUCCUAGAGUGUCAGCUAAAGGCUUACAAAAGUCACUGGCAAAUGCUAACAUCCCUGUUAGCAAAUCUACAAUACGUAAAACACUAAACAAGAAUGGAUUUCAUGGGAGGAUACCACAGAGGAAGCCACUGCUGUCCAAACAAAACAUUGCUGCAUGUUUACAGUUUGCACAAGAGCACCUGGAUGUUUCACAGCAGUACUGGCAACAUAUUCUGUGGACAGAUGAAACCAAAGUUGAGUUGUUUGGAAGAAACACACAACACUAUGUGUGGUGAAAAAAAGGCACAACACACCAACAUCAAAACCUCAUCCCAACUGUGAAGUAUGGUGGUGGGGGCAUCAUGGUUUGGGGCUGCUUUGCUGCGACAGGGCCUGGACGGAUUGCUAUCAUCGAAGGAAAAAUGAAUUCCCAAGUUUAUCAAGACAUUUUGCAGGAGAACUUAAGGCCAUCUGUCUUCCAGCUGAAGCUCAACAGAAAAUGGGUGUUGCAACAGGACAAUGACCCAAAGCAUAGAAGUAAAUCAACAACAGAAUGGCUUAAACAGAAGAAAAUACGCCUUCUGAAGUGGCCCAGUCAGAGUCCUGACCUCAACCCGAUUGAGAUGCUGUGGCAUGACCUCAAGAAAGCGAUUCACACCAGACAUCCCAACAAUAUUGUUGAACUGAAACAGUUCUAUAAAGAGGAAUGGUCAAGAAUUACUCCUGACCGUUGUGCACGUCUGAUCUGCAACUACAGGAAAUGUUUGGUUGAAGUUAUUGCUGCCAAAGGAGGUUCAACCAGUUAUUAAAUUCAAGGGUUCACAUUCUUUUUCCACCUGCACUGUGAAUGUUUACAUGGUGUGUUCAAUAAAAACAUGGCAACAUUUCAUUCUUUGUGUGUUAUUAGUUUAAGCAGACUGUGAUUGUCUAUUGCUGUGAUUUAGAUGAUGAUCAGAUCACAUUUUAUGACCAAUUUGUGCAGAAAUCCAUAUCAUUCCAAAGGGUUCACAUACUUUUUCUUGCAACUGUAGAUGCUAUACAUGGGAUGAUAUGGAGUAAUGGUAGGUGCUAUACAUAGGAUGAUAUGGAGUAAUGGUAGGUGCUAUACAUAGGAUGAUAUGGAGUAAUGGUACGUGUUAUACAUAGGAUGAUAUGGAGCAAUGGUAGGUGCUAAACAUAGGACGAUAUGGAGUAAUAGAUGCUAUACAUAGGAUGAUAUGGAGUAAUAGAUACUAUACAUAGGACGAUAUGGAGUAAUGGUAGGUGCUACAUAUAGGAUAAUAUGGAGUAAUAGAUACUAUACAUAGGAUGAUAUGGAGUAAUAGCAGUGUUAUACAUAGGAUAAUAUGGAGUAAUAGCAGUGUUAUACAUAGGAUAAUAUGGAGUAAUAGCAGUGUUAUACAUAGGAUGAUAUGGAGUAAUAGCAGUGUUAUACAUAGGAUGAUAUGGAGUAAUAGUGUUAUACAGAGGAUCAUAUGGAGUAAUAGCAGUGUUAUACAUAGGAUGAUAUGGAGUAAUGGUAGGUGCUACAUAUAGGAUGAUAUGGAGUAAUAGAUGCUAUACAUAGGAUGAUAUGGAGUAAUAGAUGCUAUACAUAGGAUGAUAUGGAGUAAUAGAUGCUAUACAUAGGAUGAUAUGGAGUAAUAGCAGUGUUAUACAUAGGAUGAUAUGGAGUAAUAGCAGUGUUAUACAUAGGAUGAUAUGGAGUAAUAGAUGCUAUACAUAGGAUGAUAUGGAGUAAUAGCAGUGUUAUACAUAGGAUGAUAUGGAGUAAUAGCAGUGUUAUACAGAGGAUCAUAUGGAGUAAUAGGAGGUGCUAUAAUGAAGAUUAUAUUGAAGUUAUGGAAUACAUUAUUCUCUGUGCAUUUCUUUUACGUCUGGCUGCAGAUACAAUCACACAGGCACUCAGUUCUUUGAAAUUAAAAAGACCCGACCCCUGACAGGGUGAGUUUGGCUUUAUAUAACAGUGCCAUGGAACAGGGGAGGUUAAAUUUCCUUUAAAUGGUGGAAAUAUUGAUCUUUUCUUCUCUCUUUUUACAGACUAAUGGACCUGGCCAAAGAGAUGACCAAAGAGGCCCUGCCAAUCAAAUGCUUGGAGGCAGUCAUUCUGGCUAUGUAUCCUUCCCUGAAGGGCAAAAUAUCAUAUUUAUAUACACUUAAGACAAUGUCAACCAAUGGCCAAUAGCAAGACCCCUAAACAAUUGUAUGUAGCAUGAAGAUUCUGUGGCAGGUAUUGCUCCUGGCAAGGACAUGUAUUGAUAUUUUCUGUGAAACUUUUAAAAAAAGGGUGGGGGGGAAUCCUCUUUUACCAAUUUAAAAGUAUUUUCCUAAAGACAAAUCAAGCUGCAAUUGUGGAGAAUUGUCUAGGGAAUUUGAUGCCAAUAUAGCUAUUAUUUUCUGCUUGCCUAUUGGCCCUGAAAUUUGGGUCAGUCUCCAACAAUCACGGAUUUACUGAAUAUACCCCAUUCAUUUCUUUUCAGAAAUAGAAAUGCUGGAGAGCGAUUGUAGCAUAGUACAAGGAUUAUCCAUGCUCGUUUUGGGAUGCCACGUAUGCGCACUACAUCCCCAUAAAACAGCCUUAGGGAUUAGGAACUGACUCACUGUCAGGUUCUUAGCCACCUGUUUCUAAAUCAGAGGAGAGAUGGAUGAAAUAAUUGGGAAUGCAACAAAAAGUAAUUAAUAUUGUGCUUUUUCAAAAUUGUCAAGUCUUACACUUCUAGCCAGUCUUUAAAAUUGACUCACCACGGCAGGCAUGGAAAGUCCAAUGCACACUCAUCGGGGGUGAAUUUCUGCUCGCCAUGGCAAAAUGUUCACUUGCCAAUUGCUAGUAGAGAGUGGAACUUUUAAGCCUGAUCUAAAGGAUAUGUAAAAUGAGUGGUAAAUCAAGUAGGACGACGAGGUUAGUUUUUAACUUAUCAAGGGCACGGUGUGUAAUGUAGAGAUAAUAGGUGAAACGAAUCAGGGUCAUUUGGUUUCCUAAGCAUCUAUUCACAGAUACCUAACAAACAACAUCUCUGGUCUAGAGCGCUUUCCGAUUAGCUUCAAGACCCAGUUUUCAGGAGGAUGUUUCAGGCACAUUGUACUGGGUCUCCACUGGAGUGGCCAUUUUGGAGCAAUGGGGAUGAGCCGGCGUGAGGGUCUGAUGUACAAGCCUUUGCGGCACCGUACACUUAAUGAUCUACUAACAGAUUUUCAGGAAGCAUACAGCCGCUGCUGGCAUACUCUCCGCAAAGUGAAGAUAGGUCGCUACGUGUCCCAUGACCCACACAGCGUGGAACAGAUCGAUUGGAAACAUUCUGUGCUUGAUGUGCAGGAGCUGGGGGUGGAGGGACUGCGCAGAGAGCUGGAACGUCAUAGCAGGGAGAUGCGACUCAGGGUAUGUAAGGGCAGCUCUUCACAAUGGCUAUGCAUAAAGAUGGUGGCUUUACAUGUAAAGAGUGAAAGAAAUAUGGGCUGCAUGAUUGAGAAUGUGCACAUGGAGGGGAUUUAGAGAAAAAAAAAAAAAAGACUUGGGCGCACAAGGUGCAUGGAAAGACUAGGUAAGAAACAGGAUGAAUUUGCAAAUGUGAUAGCUCAUGAAAUUCUGAAUGUGUGAACAAAAGGAGGAAUACUGUUGAUUUGGUUUAAGUUCUUAACCUAUCAUAGUAAUAUUGUGUAAUUAUUUUUCAAUUAGAUAACAAAGGGACCCCCAUCGCCGCCUAAAGAACGAAAGAGGGAUAUCACCUCCUCUCCACAAAGAGGACAAUCCAGCCCCCACCGCAGGGAACGUUCUGAAAGACGGUAAUGCACAAAUAUUAUCCACAACUUAACAACAUAUACUUAAGUAGAAAUAGAAACGCUAGACUCAGAUGUGGUGAAAAGGCAAGUUCUUUAUUCCACCAACAAGCAAAUAAAGGCAACACAUGGCUUAAAUUGUAUUAGCAUAAAAAGAUUGUCUUUUUGUGAUCUUUGAUGGAAUCAAUCAUUUCCUUUUUUUUUCUAAUUUUCUGUUUCAACACUAUUGUGAAUUACUGCAAGGUGUAAUUUUGGAAGGUGCCUGUGAUAAAGAACUCAUAACUCUAUGUUACCACUAACGAGUUCUCUUUUAAUUUGUGUAUGCUCCUUUUUUUUCCUAGUUCAUCGGGGGAGAAGCCUUCAGACUCCAAUUCUCUCUCUGACCUCAACAGUUACCAGAUCCGGGUAUGACAGACCUCUGUUAGUCUGGACCCAAGAAAGCAACCCCCUCCCCACUCAUUCUGGAUUAUCUUGUGGAUGAAGACUACCAAUAGUAAAUUAAAGUACCUCCCCCAUCACUUUGGUAUGGAGUAGACGUAAAGCCCUAUAAUUCACCUAUAACUAUACCCAAGGAACACAGGCUCUGUUGACGGAUUUAAUUUCUGGCUGGCUCUUCAAGGAUGUCCACAUUGUACCAGCAGAUACUUACCUUGAAACAUCCCCUAUAUGUCUCUACAUAAAAGGUCUGACUGUGACCGAGUAUCCCAGGAUGGAAACGUCGAAAUUCAGGAAUAUGAGAUCAGCUUGUAAUAUCCUAAAUGUUACCCCUUGGGUUGAGGCCAGUUGUGUGUAGUGAAUUGGCAUACCAGACAAUUACUGCUAUGGGGGUGGAGGGGGCCAUGGGUCAAUAAUAACCUGUUGCCCGCUAUUUGCACACACUGUAGAUUGCCUUAUCACCAAGCCACAUGUGCCAGCCAAUCAGAAACCACUAAUCACAGUCCCCUUCCAAUAGGUGAUGUCACUGCGCUCUUCGAAAGGGAGUCUUUGCUCUCUGCCGUUUUAUCCUUAUUUAUCCUACUUUUACACUGAAAUCCUAAUAAAAACAGAAUUAUUCUGUACAGUGUCGGUAUCUAAUCCGUUGAUUUCUUUUGGAGUUCCUAUGCAACGGAUUCCAAAUACCUGAAUCUUAACGCUCAUGUAUACAGCCAACUCCCCCAGAUACAGCGUAAGAACCAGUACAGUACAGUCCAAAAAAUGAGUUCUCACAGUCUUUGCCCAACUUACAUAUAGUACAGAAAGAAACCUUAAUUCGUUUCCAAGACACUGUACUGACCAUUGACCACUCCGACCUGUACAAACGCAAAGUUCACCUUCCAGCAGCAGAUUUCAAAUGAUGUUUGUGGAGACAGACUUUUUAAUUUAUUUUAUCAGAACUGUAACAAUUGUAACAAUCAAUUAGAAUUCAGACAUUUAGUAGAUUGCAGUAGCAAUCUAAAACUCCCUUACCUAUAUUGCAAUAGCAUUCUGAAAUCCAAUCGCAACACUCAUUUAAAAAAUAUAAUGCAUAAUAUGAUCAAUCAUUUAUCAAACAUAUACAAUGCUUUUAUAUACAACCCCCUGUACACAUUUACAACAUGUGAACAACUCUGUGAGGGGUUAGGCGGUCUUCUGGUAGAGACAUUGAAGUGAAUCUAUGAAAACAAGACAGCAACUAGGCUUUGUAUCCUCCAGGAGUUGGCCACCGGGAGGGUUGCAAGAUCGUCAUGUUUUGAGUUUUUUAAAGACCCCUGUGAGUCCUGCUUUCUGAUGGGCAGAGCUAGGAAGAACUAUGUGUUGGUAUGUUUAGAAUCCAUGAGCUUCUGACAAAAUGUUUCUUAAAAAAAAUAAAACCAACCACAGCGGAGAUACCUGGGAAACUUCACUAGCCAAUGGAUUUCGUGCUGUCACGCAAAUCUUGCCCGACAGAGUGCAGGAAUUAGUAUUAUGUAAUGCAUGGGAAAUAUAGUUCCAGACAAGCAAUGUUUUUCUGCCUUUAGCUAGUGCUCACUAAUGAGCAGGCAGUUGCACUGUGACUCACUGAGUGCCGAGCAUGCAAGGAAGUGAUCACUAAGGUCUGCACCCACCAGAAGUGCAGAACACAUUGUCCACAACUCAAACAUUAACCCCACAUUGGCCAACAAGGACCAUUCUCGCAGAAAGUUCACACAACUGGAACACACCAUAAGAGGGUGGAAGGGGGGGGGGCAGAGUGAGAACCAGGGCGAGACACUUAAGGUUAUUCACUAAACUCUGAAUUCUAACAAAUAAGCCUGAAUGAAAAAACAGAAACAAAAGCUUGUGACUAUAGCCAAGUUUGCAAUUUUUCCAGUUUAGCUGUGUCUCAGUUUUUUCAUUUGGUUUAAUUUGGGAAAACCCUGUCAAUGUCCUGGACGUUAGGCAAGUGCCCAAAACUGAAAUUAUUCUGUGUGUCAGGACAAGUAGACUGUCAUGACAGACAGAGAAUGGGCUACUGCCUUAGUCCUUUGGAAAAUAAGAUUAUUUUUUUGAAAAUGUUUUUUUUAAUUUCCACAGCCCUAGGAAAUUAUAAGUGCCUCACAAAAAAUGACAAUGUGGCAACCUUACAUGUCAGACAGAACAUCCUUAAAAACAAAGCUUUAAAAUGAAUGGUUGGUAGUUUCUCUCUUUGAGUUCACACAUGUAGUGACAGCCGUGCAGUACAUGUUGGUGCACAAACCCCUCUACCCCAAAGUUUGUAAGGUAGGACGAGUAGAAGAUUAUGACAUUUUCACCAUUAGGGUACAGAAAUGUCCAGAGCAAAGCGAGCAAGCAAACACAGGUGGUCUGAGCAGUAGAAUUGGUUUGGGAGGCCGUGAGCAGGCCACAAGUCAUUUUCGGAGAGAAGACACAGUCGUCCCAGGAGUUUCAGUUUGCUGUCUUGAUAGAAACGCACGCCUGAAAGGAGUACAGUAGGAACACAGCAGAAUCUUACCAAUUAGAGACACAAAAACCAAUUAAAGUAUUUUUUACUUUAAUAUCAGAGAUGGCAUCAACUGGCUAGUGCCAGAUUGGUGGACUCACCGUGGCUUGUGUUGUCCUCAACAAGAGGUUCUGCAGAAUAGAAAAUGUAAUCCACCGUGCUGCCAAUACCCAACGGAAUAGUAGUCACCUCUGGGCGACCUUUGGCUACAAGAAAGUGACUGUACACAGAGGUCAGGAGCAAAUUGUGCUGCAGUAUAGGCAGAGACCUGAAAACAACACAAAACUGUAGUAGUCCUAAACACCACCGUUACAAGUAGCUGCUACAAUACUAUGUUCAUACCUGAAGACUGGAGUUUGGCUGUUAGCAAAUAUCAUAGGUGGGGCAAUGUGUACAGUUUCUGUGUCGGGAUCUGAGAGAAAAUAGAGUGAGAGAGGCCAACAUAUGGGUAACCCCAAACCCCUUUUUAAAAUCCUUACCAGGUUGUCGGUCAGUCACUCCAACAAUCAGGCAAAGUUCAGGUGGACGUUGAAGGGCACACUCACAGAAUCUCAGGUGUAAGAUCUGCUCGCGGGUGUAUACAAGUCUAUCUGAAACAGGAACGUUUUUAAACUUUUUUUUUUUCCCCCUAACCUUUUCCCAAAGUCAUUCUACACCCCCAUUGCAGUGUCACCUAACUAAUAACACAUCUCACAGUGUGACUCACUUUACUAGUUCCCUAUACAGUACACCUGUACAUAAACCAUCCAGAAUGACCAUUUACAAGACCCCCAUACAGCAUGACAUUUAUAAUGCACGUACACUUUGUGUAUGACAAAGUGCAAAUACACAUAAAAUACCAUUGCAAAGUGAUUCAGCUUGUGUGUAUGACUUAAAGACAAACAUGUAUUCCUGACUCUGUAGUGUUAAACACCAUCUAGCACCCCGUGGCCUCCCCCUUGACCUCCAUAAAUAUAGUAUAAUCUUACCUUUACUCCAGUCUGCUGCUGAUGGAUCUACCUCUGAUCUGUCUGCAUGGCUGACAUCAGAAGUGGUAUUCUGAGCCAAUCACAAUGCUUUCACAUAGGAAUGGCUGAGACUAUCAAGGAAGCAGAUCAGGGGCAGAGCCAGCACAAGCCAAACACAGCCCUGGCCAAUAGUCAUCUCCUCGUAAAGAUGCAUUGGAUGAAUGCAUCUCUAUAAGGAAAGUUCAGUGUCUCCAUGCAGAGAACGGAGACACUGUAUGGUAGUGCUGCACACUGUGCACUGUGCAGCACUGCCCCAGGAAGCACCUCUAGCAGCCAUAUGAGGAGUGGCCAGUGGAGGUAACCCUAGACUGUAAUGUAAACAUUUAAUUUUCUCUGAAAAAACUGUGUUUACGCAAAAAGCCUGAAGGGAAUGAUUAUACUCACCAGAACAAAUACAAUAAGCUGUAGUUGUUCUGGUGACUAUAGUGUCCCUUUAAUAAAGAAUCCUCUCAUCUAAGUAUAUUUAAUUAGAUAUUUUUUUUUUUCUGGAAACCAAUCGUCACACAUUGUCAUCUAUGGCAAUGCUUCCCUUUUUGAACUAUGCAAUGUCUCUCUCAGGAUGCCAAGUAUCCAUAUUGAUGUCUAACCUGUUUUUCUAAGGUUUACAGCAAAUUGACAGUGAUCGGAGAUACCCAACGCAUCUGGCCAAAGAGGAGCAGAAAGUAUCCAAGGGUGUAGUGUAGGACAAAACUUCUCCUGACCGGAAACCU
Molecule: messenger RNA, 14072 nt
Organism: Pelobates cultripes (western spadefoot toad)
Lineage: Eukaryota; Metazoa; Chordata; Amphibia; Anura; Pelobatidae
Source: the annotation of a GenBank genome assembly